CAAUGGAAACAGAGGUGGGUGGGACAACGCGCCGAGGGGGCGAAGUUGGUGAGCUUCCCGGUCGCUGCUCCCCAGGGAUCGCCGACCCCGACGCAGGGAUUUUGCAGGUGGACCAUGUGGACCCUGGUGAGCUGGGUGGCCUUAGUGACAGGGCUGGUGGCUGGAACACAGUGCCCAGACGGUCAGCUCUGCCCUGUGGCCUGCUGCCUGGACCUGAGAGGAGCUGCCUACAGCUGCUGCAGUCCCGUUCCGGACAAGUGGCCCACGGCGCUGAGCCGGCAUCUGGGCACACCGUGCCAGACCGACGCCCAUUGCUCUCCUGGCUACUCCUGCAUCCUCACUAUCUCGGGGACCUCCAGCUGCUGCCCGUUCCCAGAGGCCGUGUCAUGCGGGGAUGGCCACCACUGCUGCCCCCAGGGCUUCCACUGCAGUGCUGACGGGCGGUCCUGCUUCCAGAGGUCAGAUAUCGAGCCCUUGGGUGCCGUGCAGUGCCCCGACAGACAGUUCGAAUGCCCCGACUCCUCCACCUGCUGCAGUAUGCCUGAUGGCUCGUGGGGGUGCUGCCCUCUGCCCCAGGCUGCUUGCUGUGAAGACAAGGUGCACUGCUGCCCUCAGGGCACCUCCUGUGACCUGGCUCGUGGCCUCUGCCUCACGGCCACAGGCACCCACCCCCUGGCAGAGAAGAUCCCUGCCCAAAAGACUAAAAGGCCAGUGGUCUUGUGCCCGGAUGCACAGUCCCAGUGCCCUGGUGGUUCUACCUGCUGCAAGCUGCCCAGUGGAAAGUAUGGCUGCUGCCCGAUGCCCAGUGCCAUCUGCUGCUCCGACCACCUGCACUGCUGCCCCCAGGACACUGUGUGUGACCUGAUCCAGAGGAAGUGCCUCUCCAAGGAGAAUGCGACGGACCUGCUCAUCAAGCUGCCCGCACACACAGUGCGGGAGGUGAAGUGUGACAUGGAGGUGAGCUGCCCCGACGACUACACCUGCUGCCGCCUGCUGUCUGGGGCCUGGGGCUGCUGCCCUUUUGACCAGGCUGUGUGCUGUGAGGACCACGUGCACUGCUGCCCGGCCGGGUUCAGGUGCGACACAGAGAAGGGUACCUGUGAACAGGGUGCCCGCCGGGGGCCCUGGAUGAGGAAGGCCCCAGCCCACGCCAGCCUGCCGGACCCCCGAGCCGUGGAGAAUGAUGUCCCCUGUGAUAACGUCACCAGCUGUCCCUCCUUCAAUACCUGUUGUCGACUCACGUCUGGGGAGUGGGGCUGCUGUCCUGUCCCAGAGGCUGUCUGCUGCUCAGACCACCAGCACUGCUGCCCCCAGGGCUACACGUGUGUGGCCGGGGGACACUGUAAGAGGGGGAACAAGGUGGUGACCGGACUGGACAAGUUGCCUGCCCGCCAGGCUUCCCUGUCCCACUCCAGAGACAUGGGCUGUGACCAGCACACCAGCUGCCCGGUGGGGCAGACCUGCUGCCCGAGCCUGAGCGGGGGCUGGGCCUGCUGCCAGUUGCCACACGCCGUGUGCUGUGAGGACCGCCAGCACUGCUGCCCAGCUGGGUACACCUGCAACGUGAAGGCCCGAUCCUGCGAGAAGGAGGUGGACUCUGCCCGCCCUGCUGCCCACCUGGACCGCGGCCGGCACGUGGGUGUGGGGAACGUGGACUGUGGGAAGGGGCACUUCUGCCACGAUAACCAAACCUGCUGCCGAGACAGCCGAGGGGGCUGGGCCUGCUGUCCCUACCGCCAGGGCACGUGUUGUGCGGACAGGCGUCACUGCUGUCCCGCUGGCUUCCGCUGUGGGACCAAGGGCACCAAGUGUUUGCUCCGGGAAGCCCUGCGCUGGGACGCUCCUCAGAGGGACCUGGCCCCGAGGCAGCUGCUGUGAGGAGGGGCUGAGGACUGAAGACACUCCGCGGCCUUCGGGGCCCUGCUCAGACGGUGCCCACUGCUCAGGCCUCCCCAGCACCUCUCCACCGCCACAGUCUCCCAGACCCCCAUUUCUGAGUACCCCUGUCACCCUGGGAGGCGGGGCCUCAGUCUAAGGCCCUCCCUAUCCCAACGAGGGCUGUGGCAAAAGCCACGUUUCCAGCUGCCAUCCCCUCCCCCCAUUUCCGUGGACCCUGUAGACAGGUGCUGUUCCCUAUCCACAGGUGUGCAUGUGUGUGUGUGUGUGUGUGCACGCGCGCGUGCUGCAGUAAAGUUUGUACACUUUCUUAA
This is a messenger RNA of Mesoplodon densirostris (Blainville's beaked whale), 2210 nucleotides long. It is a transcript of the gene GRN, whose product is annotated as granulin precursor. The record is from RefSeq and is a predicted model, not a curated record. The transcript is spliced from 13 exons. Gene Ontology annotation, biological process: regulation of inflammatory response. Bases 115 to 1878 code for a protein of 587 amino acids. Gene Ontology annotation, cellular component: extracellular region. NCBI's taxonomy places the organism in Eukaryota, Metazoa, Chordata, Mammalia, Artiodactyla, Ziphiidae.